AUGGUUUUACAACGACUACAAGAACACAAGCUCUAUGCUAAGUUUAAGAAAUGUGAAUUCUUGUUAUCCCAAGUGUCAUUCUUAGGGCAUAUUGUCAGUAAGGAUGGGAUCAUGGUUGAUCCAGGAAAGAUUGAAUCUGUUAGGGAUUUGCCAAGACCAAAGAAAGUUAUUAAAGAAAAGUUUGUAGUUUACUAUGAUGCAUCCAGAAAAGGUUUGGGGUGUGUUCUAAUGCAAGCUUACAGGGUUUUUGCUUAUGCCUCUUGUCAACUGAACGAGUAUGAGCAGCAAUACUAG
This is a messenger RNA of Cannabis sativa, 294 nucleotides long. RefSeq lists its product as uncharacterized. The transcript has 2 exons. Bases 1 to 294 code for a protein of 97 amino acids. NCBI's taxonomy places the organism in Eukaryota, Viridiplantae, Streptophyta, Magnoliopsida, Rosales, Cannabaceae. The record is from RefSeq and is a predicted model, not a curated record.